This is a messenger RNA of Jaculus jaculus (lesser Egyptian jerboa), 997 nucleotides long. It is a transcript of the gene Scrt2, whose product is annotated as scratch family transcriptional repressor 2. Gene Ontology annotation, biological process: regulation of DNA-templated transcription. The record is from RefSeq and is a predicted model, not a curated record. Lineage: Eukaryota; Metazoa; Chordata; Mammalia; Rodentia; Dipodidae. Gene Ontology annotation, molecular function: DNA-binding transcription factor activity, RNA polymerase II-specific; RNA polymerase II cis-regulatory region sequence-specific DNA binding. The transcript is spliced from 2 exons. Bases 65 to 997 code for a protein of 310 amino acids.
UCGCGCCCGGCUGGCCGCCUCCCCCCACCGGGGCCCCACGCGAGUGCCCCCCGCCGCUCGCACCAUGCCGCGCUCCUUCCUGGUGAAGAAGAUCAAAGGCGACGGCUUCCAGUGCAGCGGGGUGCCGGCCCCCACCUACCACCCCUUGGAGACCGCCUACGUGCUGCCUGGCGCCCGCGGGCCUCCCGGGGACAACGGUUACGCCCCGCACUGCCUGCCGCCCAGCCGCUACGAUGGCGACCAGAAGCCCGGCCUGGAGCUGGCGCCGGCCGAGCCCGCGUACCCGCCCGCGGCGCCGGAGGAGUACAGCGACCCGGAGAGCCCGCAGUCGAGCCUGUCGGCGCGCUACUUCCGCGGCGAGGCGGCCGUGACCGACAGCUACUCCAUGGACGCCUUCUUCAUCUCGGACGGGCGCUCGCGGCGGCGUCGGGGCGCGGGCGGCGCGGACGCCGCGGGCCCCGGAGACGCCGGCCACGCGGCCGGGGAACGCUCGGGGCGUCCCGGGCCGCCGGCGGGGGGCGGGCACCGGCACGCGUGCGCGGAGUGCGGCAAGACGUACGCCACGUCGUCGAACCUGAGCCGCCACAAGCAGACGCACCGCAGCCUGGACAGCCAGCUGGCGCGCAAGUGCCCGACGUGCGGCAAGGCGUACGUGUCCAUGCCCGCGCUCGCCAUGCACGUGCUCACGCACAACCUGCGCCACAAGUGCGGCGUGUGCGGCAAGGCCUUCUCGCGGCCCUGGCUGCUGCAGGGCCACAUGCGCUCGCACACCGGCGAGAAGCCGUUCGGCUGCGCGCACUGCGGCAAGGCCUUCGCCGACCGCUCCAACCUGCGCGCGCACAUGCAGACGCACUCGGCCUUCAAGCACUACCGCUGCCGCCAGUGCGACAAGAGCUUCGCGCUCAAGUCCUACCUCCACAAGCACUGCGAGGCCGCGUGCGUGAAGGGCGCCGAGCCGCCGCCCCCGCCGCCCGCCCCCGCCGGCCCCUCCAGCUGA